Molecule: messenger RNA, 567 nt
Organism: Lobosporangium transversale
Lineage: Eukaryota; Fungi; Mortierellomycota; Mortierellomycetes; Mortierellales; Mortierellaceae
Exons: 4
Coding region: 1-567 (188 amino acids)
Source: RefSeq, a predicted model, not a curated record
AUGCGAGUUUCCAUUACAGGACUGGUUAUCGACACCUUCAACAGCAACAGCUCCGUCGGUAUCAACCUUGUCAACCAUCUCAAUGACAUCAGCGUAAUCGAACUACUAGAGUUUCUCAGCGGGGCGGGAGAGCCCUGGGUAGCACAUCCCUAUAUUGGUCGAACCAACAUCGGCCAUAGCUGGCAAAAAGUCCUUGACCUCAUGGAUGAAGUUGAACACAUGGGGAUCCUUUACUUUGCCAGUUGGGGGCCUCUUGUUGCAGAACCUUCAUCGCCGGCCACACUCUUGCUAAACAUAUGUACGUGGGCAGAUAAGAUCGAGCAGCUUUCUGUCUGUGCCAAUGACACCGGUAGCUGGAAGCUGUUCAAUGUGGCCAGUAACUCUCUGGCAAGUGCACUUGGCCUUCGAAGCAUGGCGAACGAUUUCUUGCAGGCAGAUCUUAAUCCUGGGCCUAAAUUGGGGAUUAUCAGUCAAUGUCUUACUCAGGUUGCCGUUGACCGUCCCGAUAGUCAGGAGCAUUCGCAUUGGGACUAUCUCUAUGCUCUUUCUGUUCGUAUUACUUCAUGA